AUGCCUCCUCGAGUCCCGUCAGCAGGCGUGUGGUGUCCCGCGGUGACCUUCUUCGAUCCCGGAACUGAUACACUUGAUCUGCCCGCACAGAAGAGAUACUACGCCUAUCUUGCAAGCUCUGGGCUCACUGGACUGGUCAUCCUGGGUACAAACGCAGAGACAUUCCUCCUUACACGCGAAGAGCGGGUACAGCUCAUCCAGACGGCCAGGGAGGCCGUUGGCACAGACUACCCCCUCAUGGCUGGAGUUGGUGGCCAUUCUACCUGUCAGGUGCUACAGUAUAUCCAAGAUGCCGUGGCCGCAGGGGCAAACUACGUUCUUGUGCUCCCGCCCGCAUACUUCGGCAAGGCAACUACACCGACCGUGAUCAGAUCAUUUUUCAACGACAUCGCGGCCAGGUCUCCGUUGCCGGUGGUUAUUUACAACUUUCCUGGGGUCUGCAACGGAGUUGACCUCGAUUCGGAGAUGAUCACAGCAAUCGCACUGGGCAGCUCUAACGUGGUUGGGGUGAAGCUUACCUGCGCUAGUGUUGGGAAAAUCACCCGGUUGGCGGCUACGCUGCCUGCAGAAAAGUUUUCGAUAUUCGGCGGACAGGCUGACUUCUUGAUAGGAGGAUUGAGUGUGGGUUCGGCAGGAUGCAUUUCUGCGUUUGCAAACGUCUUUCCCAAGACUGUAUCGAAGAUAUACGAACUGUAUAAGGCUGGCAAGGUCGAGGAAGCGUUGAACCUGCAUCAGAAGGCGGCGUUAGCCGAGUCCCCAUGCAAGUCUGGGAUUGCUACGACCAAGUACGCAGCAGCUAUCUUCAGCGCAAAGGCAGCCGGGAUCGAGAACGCUGAAGAGAGGAUGCGGCCCCGACGGCCCUACGAACCACCGACCGAAGCUGCAAAGGAGAACGUGAAGCAGGUCAUGGCCGAGUAUAAGUACGUAUCGACAACAUCGACAUCCAAAACCUUUCUCAAACCGCUCAGCCGAAACGAACAUAAAGAUAAAAUACAUACUCCGUACUACUAUGGACGUCCACGGCGGAAGGGAAACCCGGAACCUUCCGCGUCCCCGGAAACUUCCUUGCCUAAAACGCCCGGACCAUGCGACAGGAUGGUCACGUGGCAUUCCAGUGCCAAGAUAGCCCAAAGCGGCUAG
Microsporum canis CBS 113480 is the source of this 1140-nucleotide messenger RNA. Its product is annotated as dihydrodipicolinate synthetase family protein. The record is from RefSeq and is a predicted model, not a curated record. NCBI's taxonomy places the organism in Eukaryota, Fungi, Ascomycota, Eurotiomycetes, Onygenales, Arthrodermataceae. The transcript has 3 exons. Bases 1 to 1140 code for a protein of 379 amino acids. Gene Ontology annotation, molecular function: 4-hydroxy-tetrahydrodipicolinate synthase activity.